AAAUUCCAAAAUUUGGCACCAAAAUCAACAUGGGCGCAUGUAAAGCACCCAUUCCCAAUCUUCUCCUCACCUCUUCUUCUUCUUCUUCUUCUUCCUCAACCCAAAAAACCCUAAUUCCCAUUUCGAGAACCCCAUUACUUACGAGGCGGUUGGUCCUACUGUCUCUCCCUCUAGCUAACUUUCUGCUUCCAAGUAACAGCAGUGCUGUUGAUGCAAUCGAGUCCACUUCUGCUGUCACAACCUUCAACCCAAUCAGUGAUGCGGAGAGAGACGCAAGUGCUGCCAUUUCCCGCAGAAUAUCUGAAGCCUUGGACUUGUUGGAGAGAGGAAGGGACUUUCAGGCCCGCGGUGACUUUGACCAAGCUCUUCUCAGCUUUACUCAGGUGAUUGAGAAGUACAAGGAAUUUGCAUUUUCAGACUAUGCAAGAGUAGGCAGAGCACUGACUUUGUAUGAAGUUGGCAACAGAGAUGAUGCAAUUGCAGAGAUGGAGGAUGUUUCCAUGUCUUUGAAGGGAUAUCCAGAAGUGCAUGCAGCUCUGGCCGCAGCGUUGUAUGUAGACAAACAUGCUCCACUGCUCGCAGAAAACCAGUUCACAAUUGCAACUCUUCUUGAUCCUCACUAUACAGACCUCUCAUAUGUAAAAGACACAAAACACUGGCCUCCGAGUUUGGUUAGUUCAUUGCAACACUUUAUCACACUUUCCUAGACGCUUGUAUAGCCGAGUUGAAGUUGAUGUAUUCUCUUACAAAACCAAACACCGAAGGCGUGUUUGGUAUCUAUUGGUCACUUGCAAAUAUUUAUAGUAAGAUAAUCCUUUCGUUGUAAUACCAAAAAUGAAUAUAUAGAUGAUAUACGGGAAUACAUUCAUGUUGCUUAUACAAAUACUGUGCUACUAUCUUAUCGUGCCAGUCAUUAAUUCUUUGGAAAUGGUAUUGGUGGAUGCAGGAUGCUGAUAUCUUUGCUAUCUUAA
Rosa chinensis is the source of this 971-nucleotide messenger RNA. RefSeq lists its product as uncharacterized. The record is from RefSeq and is a predicted model, not a curated record. The transcript has 3 exons. The coding region runs from base 30 to 707 and encodes 225 amino acids. Lineage: Eukaryota; Viridiplantae; Streptophyta; Magnoliopsida; Rosales; Rosaceae. Gene Ontology annotation, molecular function: protein binding.